UGAAAGAUGAUUAAUUUUUGUGACUUUGAGUAAAAUGCUCACCUGUUGUCUAUAGGCCGAUGAAGUUUGGACGGGUGUCACAUACGCAGUGGCAGCUUUUCUGCUGCAGCAAGGUGAACCCGAGAAAGCCUUCCAUACCGCUUCCGGCUCUUAUAAGGCUUGCUUCGAACGUUUCGGAUUACAAUACCAGACUCCAGAGGCGCUAUAUGAGAACAAGUUUUACCGAGCAAUCGGCUACAUGCGACCCCUAAGUAUCUGGGCAAUGCAAUGGGCUCUCCGAUUCCAUUGUGAUCUGAAUUCGCUCAAGCCACCCUCGGCGACGAACUCGUCCCCACGACAACUCCUAACUAUCAAAGCAUUCGAUGAUUCAGCUAGUGAAGGCUACGCAAGCGACGAACGUGAUCCCGAAGCUGCUAGCAGUAGCAGCAGCACUGGUUUGAUCAGCAGUACUUCGAGCUCAUUUGGCUCACGGUAG
Messenger RNA from Cylicostephanus goldi, 475 nucleotides. The record is from the annotation of a GenBank genome assembly. NCBI's taxonomy places the organism in Eukaryota, Metazoa, Nematoda, Chromadorea, Rhabditida, Strongylidae.